AUGGUUGACAUUCUCUCUGAACACCAUAUCGUUCUGUUAAUAGGCCCACCAGGCCAGGGCAAGACGUCCACCAUAUCUAUAAUAGGCCAGCUUUACGAUAUCUCGCGAAAGGAGGAGUUUGCAGACACAUUUUGCACAACGCUCAUCGGCCGAUGUGGGAAACCAUUGGUGCAUAGUAACAAACUUGUCUUGUCUCUUGACCUCAAAGGCGUCACCCAGAACAACUACAAUCAAGUUCUCAAUGCACAGAUGGAGGAAUUUGUAGCAAAAUAUCAGACUGCUCUCAAUCUGGAGCACAAUAGGAUUUUGAUAGGUAGCGAGGCUACAGAUACAGUUAAUAAUAUCAUGGUUGCCUUAUCGGAUGCUUGUAUCUGGCACUCGUUGGUUGUCACAAUCGACAACUACGAUUCACCCUUCUUCGAUCCAGACCUUACUAAGCCAACAUACGACAAAAUGAAGAGCAAUUUAGCAAAAUUACUUUACCUUCUCGAAAUGUGGACCAACACCGAUGGCAUUUCUGUGAUGUUUUUGGCAGGUCGGACUGAUUUGGGUUGGGUGGGCUGCCCAAAAAUGGCAUACAAUAUCGUCAUCAGAAACACGCUGGACCACUUCGACGAUCCCAGAGAGGUUGAACUCUGCGGUCUCACCAGACAGGAAAUCCGAGAUGUCACUUCAGGCCUGAGCAGUCAGUUUCCCUCUCUGGGAUUGGAAGGCCUCAGGGACGAAUUUUUGGAAACGGUUGGGAAGGAGGAGUAUCGGGUUGUUGGAAAGUACCAUGGGUACCCCUGCCGCGCAGUAUUGGAUUGGCUCCAUGACUGGCUGAAGGAACACGCUGCGCAUAUUCUUGGGUAG
Molecule: messenger RNA, 852 nt
Organism: Marasmius oreades (fairy-ring Marasmius)
Lineage: Eukaryota; Fungi; Basidiomycota; Agaricomycetes; Agaricales; Marasmiaceae
Exons: 2
Coding region: 1-852 (283 amino acids)
Source: RefSeq, a predicted model, not a curated record